Molecule: messenger RNA, 951 nt
Organism: Clunio marinus
Lineage: Eukaryota; Metazoa; Arthropoda; Insecta; Diptera; Chironomidae
Source: the annotation of a GenBank genome assembly
AGAACUCAUGUGACCAAAAUUUAGAGCUUGGCUACCUCGAUACUUAAAGCAAAAAAAUUAACACAAUGAUGACCAAUUGUAUUAUUUGCAAGAAAGCAGCAAACGAUCUUACAUUUCAUGAUAAAAGUCAUCCAUACUUUAAGCUUGUUUUAACCAAAGUUCUUCGUAAACAUGGAAAAAUUCCGAGAUUAAGAGAACUUCUAACAUGUCAUAAAUGCUCUAAAAAGCUAACUAAGAAUGUGAAACCACAAAAUGAGCAAAAUAGUCUUUCGUUUUUACUGGAUACGCCAGAAUUACUCCUGCAAAACACUCCACAAAGUCAGCCAGAAUUACUCCUGCUGAACAGUCAGUCUCAAAACAGUCAACAAAGUCAGCCAACUGUUCAGCAAAGUGCAUCACAAAUAGCUUCAUCAGAAGAGUUGGGUCAAAAUAUGGCGCCUGACGAUGCUGCUUCUGAGUCUGUUUCAAUAAAUUUUAAUUCGAACAGUUUGGAAGCCAACGUUUUGCCACCAAAUUUUGAGGAUUCUAUAAAUAGCAGCUCAUCAUCUGAACAUUUAAGCAUUGUCAUUGAAGACAUAAAUCAAAAUAGAUCACAUUCAAAUAGUGCAGCUCCAAGAAGAGUUCAAAUUGCAGGAACUGCGGGCCGAAAUACAAGACCAGUCAAAAAAAAUUUAGGAGGAUGAAAUUUAUAAUUUAAAAUCCUUCAAGAUGGCUAAACAAUUUAUUUCUUCAUACUUUACAUAAUUAGAUACCAAGAUUUCUUAUACAUUAUUUAAAUAUAUUUUUCAAUGGACAAUGAUGUCAACUUUUUCUUUAAAUAAAAAUACAAUUUGAAGACAUCAAACAAAUGCCUUUUAUUUUAUUAUUAAAUCUUCAACAGUUGAAAAUGCAAACAAGCAGAAACAACAUGACCAUAUGACAACAAACGAAAACCUUUUCGUAAUUUUAAAA